ACAAUUAUGGCAACUGAGAUAAAAGAUAAUUUAACAAUAAUAGGUGAAAAAGGAAGUAGUAAUCCACGUGCUAUAUUUUAUAAAAAACCUAUUAAGAAAGGUAAUUACAACUUGGAUGUGGAUAACAUUGAUACCUUUCAAGAAAUUAGACGUCUGAGGUUAUUGCAAUUUCAAAAAAGAUGUAGAGAGAAUGCAUUUAAUGUUGGGAGAGGAAUAUUAGACGAUGCAUUUAAUUCUGAAGAAGAUGAUUUUGAAGAAGUAUUAGAAAUUGAAGAGGCAAAGAAGAGAAGAUAUCACUACUCUAAACGAUAUAAAUAUGCAUAUCAGUUAAUGAUGUCUGAAUGGAUGUUAGAAGUACCUCAAGAUUUUAUAUCAAAAUGGAUCAUAGUCCCUUGCCCACAAGGAAAAAGAACUUUAGUAGUUGCAUGUAAAGGUAUAACUAAUGUAUAUAACAAACGUGGUAAUCGCCUUGGUAAAUUUUAUUCAGCACUUCCUGGUGGUAAUCCAUCAGAACAUAGAGGAAGCUGUAGUAUUAUUGACUGUUUAUGGAUAAAACAACAAAAGAUAUAUUAUAUCUUGGAUGUACUUGCAUGGUCUAAUCAGUCUUUGGUAAAUUGUGAUACUGAAUUUAGGUUUUUCUGGUUAAAAUCGAAAUUACAAGAAAUUGAGGAAUUACAUAAAAGAAAUACAUAUAGAAAUAAUUUUCCUAUGUUACCUUUGCCAAAUAUCAGUUGUGACACUGAUAUAAGUUUAGCAUUAGCAAAUCUUUCAAAUUUGUAUCCUUUAGAUGGAUUAUUAUUUUAUCAUAAGGAUGGACAAUAUACUAACGGUCGUACUCCACUUGUAACAUGGUUAAAACCUUUUAUGUUACCUGAAGUACUUGGUGUUUCUGUACCCCCACCACUUAGUGAACAACCUGAUGGAUAUAUAGAUUUUGUACAUUAUAUUUUUAAUAGCCGAGCUAAAAAAAAGAAGGAAGACUCAGAAAGUCAAAUGGAUAUUGCAGAUGAGAAUUCUUAAAAUUUUAUUUUAUUUUAUUUAUAAGAACGAGCUCCUUAAGGAAGUGAACUAU
Molecule: messenger RNA, 1072 nt
Organism: Eufriesea mexicana
Lineage: Eukaryota; Metazoa; Arthropoda; Insecta; Hymenoptera; Apidae
Gene: Snup
Product: snurportin-1
Exons: 5
Coding region: 7-1020 (337 amino acids)
Biological process (GO): snRNA import into nucleus
Cellular component (GO): nucleus; cytoplasm
Source: RefSeq, a predicted model, not a curated record